CACGGAAGUCGGCCUCUCCCAGGCAGAAGAUACACCAAGAUGCGCGUCCCACUGUCCUGUCCCACAGUAACUGAGCCAAUUUGGCCGUACGGAGCCCAGGACAGCCAGAUUAUGCCAGUACCCGCUCGAUACCUGUCUACAUGUCACACGAAUUAGAUUCACUCACACCAUUAGCAACCGGGUUCCCUACUACCGGAAGCACGCAACGGUUCAGCAGUACCACGAGGGAGGAGCGAAUUCACCGUUCCUGCUCCACUUCCCGCUACAAAAGCAUGUGGGCCGCAGAGAAGCGCUCCUACACGGAGACACUCCCUCCUACCCCUCGUCGAUAUACCUGUUUCAAUUGGAUACCUGUUGCAUUCAGUCGCAUGGACAAAACUAGACGGAAAUUCUUGCUAUUAUUACUUCCAGUUUGCGUGCCUCUGUUACUUGUUCACCGUCAUGUCACCUUGAUAACACACGGAACCUUGCCCUUUGGAUCACUGGGAGUUUCGCAUUCCGAUUCUUCUUCCGAGAGUGUCCAUAAGACUGUAAACUCAACGCUUGGUGUAAGUUACUCUUCUUGAGCAAGAAACUUGUUGCUGAGUACAGCACCAGUUUGGCGCCCUUGUGGCAGUAUCGCACGCGACCAGCCCCAGAAAAGACGGGCUACUAUGGUCUUCCAACUUAACAG
Molecule: messenger RNA, 673 nt
Organism: Paraphaeosphaeria sporulosa
Lineage: Eukaryota; Fungi; Ascomycota; Dothideomycetes; Pleosporales; Didymosphaeriaceae
Exons: 1
Coding region: 141-566 (141 amino acids)
Source: RefSeq, a predicted model, not a curated record